CGUAAACACACGCCCACACUUUUUUCCCGCAUGGUGGACUGAAGCGCUGAUGUUUAUUAUUGUUGUGAAGUAAACCUGAUUAUAUUUGUGUAUCUGCGUGGGCAUGUGUGGGAUUUUACGAAGUAUAUUUAGUUCGUCCUUGUCUCUGAAGCAAUGAAGUAAAUACCAGACGACAAAAAAGCCACUGUUUAACGAAACUCUACUCUUGGAUAUUGCGCUCGUUAGCUUGUUAUGCUAGCUGGCUAACAGUGCUGCUUGUGAAAAAUGAAGACUGCUAAUGGUAACAACAGUAUCAUGGACAUGUUUGAGAAGGGAAAGGUCCUGAAAAUAUGUGCUCCAAUGGUUCGAUAUUCAAAGCUUGCAUUCAGGUCCCUAGUGAGGAAGUACGACUGUGAUAUCUGCUUCACACCAAUGAUAGUUGCUGCCGACUUCAUGCGAUCCGUGAAAGCCAGAGACAGUGAAUUCACUACCAAUGAGAGUGACCGGCCCUUGAUAGUGCAGUUUGCUGCCCAUGAUGCACAGACUCUGGCUGAUGCAGCCUGUGUGGUAGCACCUUUCUCAGAUGGAGUUGACCUCAACUGUGGUUGUCCUCAGAGAUGGGCUAUGUCAGCAGGGUAUGGUGCAUGCCUCAUCAACAAGCCUGAGCUAGUGAAAGACAUGGUCACACAGGUCAGAAACCAAGUGGCCAAUCCAAACUAUACAGCCUCCAUCAAAAUAAGAAUUCACAAGGACCUGAGGCGGACAGUGGAUCUGUGCCAAAAAGCUGAAUCAGCAGGUGUGUCAUGGAUAACGGUCCAUGGCCGUACAGCAGAAGAACGCCACCAGCCCGUCCAUUAUGAUGCCAUAAAGACGAUCAAAGACAGCGUGUCCAUCCCUGUCAUUGCCAAUGGGGACAUAAAGUACCUCCGAGAUGUGGAGUCCACUCACCAGCUUACUGGUGUCGAUGGUAGGUCUCUCAAGAUGACUCUGCAAUGGACUGCUGUGGCCCUAUUUCUCUACGUGGAGAUUGGCAUUCUUGUCAUCCUCUGUUUACCCUUCAUCUCACCCAGGAGGUGGCAGAGUAUUUUCCACCUGAGGAUCUGGAGUUGGAUGGCACCGUUCUGGAACAAAGUGUUUCUCACAAUGAUCAUAAUACUCAUCGUUCUCUUCCUUGAUGCCGUGCGUGAGGUGAGGAAAUAUUCAGCUAAAGAACUUGGCACAGACGCCAAACUGCAACCGAACAUGUUUGACCACCUGCACAUGAAGCUCUUCAGAGCCCAGAGGAACCUCUACAUCUCUGGCUUCGCUGUCUUCCUCUGGCUAGUAAUGAAGCGAGUGGUCACCUUGAUUAACCAACUUGCAGCAGCAUCUGCCACUACAGCUGCCCUUCAGACGCAGGCUGAUAAUGCUAACCAGGCUGCCAAAAAAUACAUGGAGGACAAUGAGCUGCUGAAACAGACUCUGAUGGAAGGGAAGGGUGAUAAGGCUACAGCAGAGGGCAUGGAGCUGUUGAGGAAAGAAGUGGAGAAACUGAAAGAAGAACAGAAGACUGCAGCAGAUGCCCUGGAAAACUCCCAGUCAGAGGCAGAUAUAAUGAAGACGCAGAUGGAGCGUCUGGCCAGGGAGUACGACAGACUGCUGAAAGAACAUCAGGAGCUCCAGAAUCUUCAAGACAGCGCAAACAAAAAGGACGACUAGUUAUCGCACAAUCCUUGAAUCUUGAAGUGUUUACACAAUCAUCACGAGAGCCACUGCUUUACCUUCAUAUAACACCUUGUGUCACAGCGUAUAUCACAAACCCAGGAUUGGCUCCUCUGAGAUAAAGACUUUUGCUGAUAUCAGUAAUGGUUUUAAAGCAUGGAGGUAAUUUUUUUUAUUCGGGCAUCGGACUGGCUUACAUGGAGUGCAUAAUACUUGAUGGCUUCCUGUUUCUGCCGGCCACAGUGUGACUUAGUGCACACACUUUCAGGCAGAAGGGAAGAGAGAGAGAGAGAGAGUUCAGUCAGUAAUGGACCCAGGUCUGAUCACAGGGCACUUAUUGUGUUAACGAAAUAUGCAAUGGGUGUUGUUUUAUGGUUUGUGUCAUUAGUUUUAGCCAGGUGCAGAGUGCAAGAUUUGUUUAAAGCUACAGUAGAGAUGGCUAUGAAUGUAUUUUGAUACUUAGUUUGCUCCUUUAUUCCUGUGUGUAGCAAGGACACCUGCUUUGAGCUUAACAAUAUGCAAAUUCAGUCUGAGCUGUUAUGGCUGUGCAAAUAUAGUUUGCAUGUACAGUUGCACGUCACGUGUUCUUGUUUAUCUGCACUUUUUUUUACCCAAGUACUGGUGGUGAAUUGUAAUGGUGGAAAAUUUCUCACUUCAAGUGCAGAAGUUUUUUUUCUAUUGGUUUCCUUCUUCAUUUUAACAUCUAAUGUAAUGAAUCUGUGGAUGCAGAUAUAUUUAUAGGGAUAGAAAAUUUGAUUCAACCAUUUAUGAUUACAUAAGGUUCAAAUGUCUUAACCUGGUAGGAUAAAUUGUUAAAUAUUUGCGUGUUCAAGCUUUGAUUUUUGGGUUAGUGUGAAAGUUGCGUUGGGAGUAUGUGUCAUGAAAAGGGGCUGUGAUGUUUUUGUUUUAUUUCCCUUAUCCAGUGCCUUGUUACUGUGACUGAGGAGCUCAGAUGUAAUCACCAGAUGCUUAAAUGUUUCCAAUUUUUUAUGAGAAAUACAUAGUUUAUAGGGUUAACCAAAGUUCCCUUUCAAGUCAUAAAAUUGCAAAAAUUCCUUGAGUUGUGUUCUGACGUUUCUGAUGAAGACAGGAAACGGAUAGAAGUGCCUUUUAGGUGGAUGUAGAUCAUUUUGUUUAAUAAAGAUACAUUUCUUUA
This is a messenger RNA of Centropristis striata (black sea bass), 2836 nucleotides long. RefSeq names its product tRNA-dihydrouridine(20a/20b) synthase [NAD(P)+]-like. The record is from RefSeq and is a predicted model, not a curated record. Gene Ontology annotation, biological process: tRNA processing. Gene Ontology annotation, molecular function: flavin adenine dinucleotide binding; tRNA dihydrouridine synthase activity. Bases 265 to 1677 code for a protein of 470 amino acids. The transcript is spliced from 12 exons. Lineage: Eukaryota; Metazoa; Chordata; Actinopteri; Perciformes; Serranidae.